Molecule: messenger RNA, 204 nt
Organism: Geodia barretti
Lineage: Eukaryota; Metazoa; Porifera; Demospongiae; Tetractinellida; Geodiidae
Source: the annotation of a GenBank genome assembly
AUGCCACCGGAAAAUCCGCUGGAUAGAGAGAGCUUCGAUUAUCUGGCCCGAGCUGCUGGCCUGGAUUCGGGUGAUCCACACUUGGAUGAGCUAUUCCCUUACGUGCAGAACGCCCUGGCAGCCAACGAACGCCUGGCCGAUAUCGACACCACGGAAUAUGAACCCGAUACCGCCUUUGAUCCAGCCCAAUUCUAUCAAGAAUAG